Molecule: messenger RNA, 845 nt
Organism: Labrus mixtus (cuckoo wrasse)
Lineage: Eukaryota; Metazoa; Chordata; Actinopteri; Labriformes; Labridae
Product: apolipoprotein D-like
Exons: 4
Coding region: 124-567 (147 amino acids)
Biological process (GO): lipid transport; tissue regeneration; brain development
Molecular function (GO): lipid binding
Source: RefSeq, a predicted model, not a curated record
ACUCUUGAUGUGAAGGUCCUGUUUGCUCUUCUCCUGACUGCCGUAGCAGCUGAGGGUCAGUCUUUCCACCGAGGCAACUGCCCACAGCCGUCUGUCCAAGAGAACUUCAAUGUUACACAGUACAUGGGCACCUGGUAUGAAGUAGAGAAGCUCCCGGCCAUGUUUGAAAAAGGAAAAUGUAACCAGGCUACAUACAGUCUGCUGGAUGACGGGACUGUCAAGGUUCGCAAUGUAGAGCUGCUGCCUAAUGGGAAGAUAAGUUCAAUUGAGGGUGUUGCCAAAGUUAAGAACUCGUCUCAACCUGCUAUCCUGGAUGUCAGCUUCUUUAGAGGUGUUCCAGAUGCUCCAUACUGGGUUCUCUCCACAGACUACCACUCAUAUGCUCUGGUGUACUCUUGUUCUGAUUACUUCGGCCUCUUUCACAUCGACUUCGCCUGGAUCUUGGCUCGCACUCGGGUGUUGACUGGGGACAUUAUCCUUCAGCUGCAUGAUAAGCUGGCUGCUGCUGGUGUAAAGGUUAACCACCUUACGGUCAGUGACCAGACAAGCUGUGAUGUCAUGACCUAAGUUAUAGAAGUUUGAAAACUAGAACUAUAUCCGAUAACUGUAACCAUUUGAUUUCUUCAUGUCCUAAAUCAGUAAUAAAAAAGCAUACUAACAUCACACUGUUGACAAAAAAAAAGUCUGCUUAUGGUGAAGUUAAAUUUUAGUGCUUUAUUCUCUCUGCUGUGUAAUGUUCGUACACACAACAUUAAAAGAUGCAAUCUUUCAAUGAUUCUAUUUUAAAGGGGAGUUGUAUAUGGCGAUUGUAUACUUUAUAAAAUAAAAUGUGUCUUGGAGUUGAA